AUGACGAAAGUUCCUCAGAGGUUUGAUUUCAAUUUCUUAAGUGAGGAAGAAGCCAGGAAGAUCCUUCAGGUGCUGGAAAGAAAUGAGGAACUACAGAGGGCAGAGAGGGACAGGAUCAGCAAACUUCAGAAGACAAAGAGGGAUAUCAGAUGGCUUCAAGGAGUGACCGGCGAAUGGUUUGAAGAAAUUCAAAGAAAAAAGUUUUGCAAUGACACAGAUGUUAGCCAAAUGUUAAAACAACCACUUACAUGCAGACUAAGGAAGGAGAUGGCAAAAAAUGAUCCGAUAGAAUUACAAACAUCAGGAUUUAAAAAUUUAAUGAAUCAGAAAAAGACAUCUGUUUCAUCUCGGCUGAGCUUCAGAUCAUCAUUUGCUUCCCUGUUCUCAUUCAGAAAACCCGGAAAGGAGACUUUAAAGCUUCAGUCUCCAGGACAGAAAGGAUGCGAUGGUCAGGCAGGACCUCCUGCGUCUGUGAGGGGAACCUCGGUGCAGACAAAAGCAUACAGUUCACCUCUGGAAAAUCGACCAGUCAACAGUGCAUUUGUCUCCAAGCCAGCAGUCAUGAAGGAGGGAAGUGGGAUUCCUCCUCCAUGGGAUGCCUCCCUGCUGGAGAAUGAGAUUUUUCAAGUUUUAGAUGAUUUGGAUAGCAAACUGGCUCAGGAACAAUCUGCAAGUUCAGUGAAUACCAGAAUGCCCCCCACCUAUGGAUUAAGAACACAGUUCAGUCAUUUUUACUCCAGUGGGAACAGACACGAUAAUCUCACAGGAAGGCACAAAAAUAGCUAUAAUGAAACUUCCAAUAUGUCUAUCUAUGACAUCCUAAGACCAAGAACUCCUAGGGAAGGUUUUAAAACCUUUUCUCCUAGGACAAAAACAAUUUAUGAUAUGUACAAGACAAGGGAGCCCAGAGUCUUAAAAGAAGAUGCUGUGCAAAAGAAUACUUUUGGUAGUACUUCCCUGUGUUUCGACAGCAGGCGACGAUCAACCCCACCAGCCACAAGGCAUUUCACAACAAGAAGCUUACAUUUUCCAACCGUGACUAAGAGCAAGCAUGGUUUUGUGCCGCCACACCACCAGCAGAGCCCAAAGAGAGUUCCUCUAUCAGCCAUCAUAUGGAAUAGAUCAGAUUCUUCUACAGAUAAGCAGAACCAGGAAGAGUUUCUGAGGGUACCUUCACCAAUGGAAAUUGACUCUACUGACCAGUAUAUGUAUCCCAGGAGUUUUCAGGAGAACAGAAGAGAUGAAUUGUACCAUUCACAGAAUGUUUUCCAAAGCGUUAGUUUAAAUGCCCCCAUGGAUAAUGCAAUGAGUCCUGACACAUUUGAGAACUCAGAGAAUAUGCCAUUCUACCGUAAAGACAACUCAUUUGCUAGAUCUUUCUUUAGCAAUACCUUUGGACGAAGCAGAGAACAGAGAUUUGGACAAAAUCCUUUUUGGGGCCAACAGGAAGAACAUUCCUCCUGGUCUGACUUUCAUCAAAGCAGGAAGCCAUCCACUUCUUCUGACAGAGACUUUGACAUGAUUUCCAUUGAAACAAAUAGUGCAUCAGCUGUUCAUGGCCAUAGUGUUUCUUCUCAGCACUGGGGAUCGAUUUCUCCUGGUUAUGGAGCAGAUGUUUCCAAAGUCCAAGAAGAGGCACAUCCCUGGCAGUCUGAUGUUCAGAUGUCCACACUGGAGAGUUUGGAGGUAUCAAAAGGUAAUGGGAACCAGCUGACUCCUCAUUAUGGCACACCAAAUGUUUGCUCCAUGUCUGGUUCAAGUUAUCACAUCACAUCUAGUGGGUUGGAAUAUCAACAGGACAGUUCUCCUAUAGUAGUACAUAAAAACAAAGAAUUUUACUCAUUGGGUAUUGCUCAGACUCUAGCAUCCUCAUUCCAAACUUCCUUUCCCCAAAUUCCUGAUGACAGAGGGGAUUCUCAGAGUCCCAACUUUCAGAAUCCCACAGUCACUAUGCAGAAAAUUAUUCCUGAUAAGCCUGCCUCUCUUCCAAUAAGAAGCCAUACAGAAGUCACUGUGACCAACAGUGAUUCCGUUGAUUCUCCACUUCUUGCUGAAAGCCAGCCCAAUAUCUUGGCUACGGAAGUGAAUUAUAAGAAAGACUUGAAUGAAUCUCUUUCAGAAGAAGACAAACUAAACAAGAAGGACCAAAUAAACAUGACAGAUGAAAUACCCCAAUCUAUUUCACAGACAGUAAUUUCUAACCCUUUACCUGAUUUUCAAAAUCCCCUCUCCCAGGAUUCAGCCAAGAGCAACAGGUUUAUUUCAAAUGUAUCUAUGACAAUAACUUCAAAAAGGUCACCCAGAGCCUUUUCCAGGAAAGAUUCCUCCAAAAUUUAUAUAUCACACAGAGAUAAAGCCAAUGAACUUAAAAUAGACCAGAGUUUUGAUGGUAACAGACAACUUGGCUCAGCAACUUCCCUUCCUUUCAUUCAGAAAAGUAGAACACCACCAUCUUUCCCCAGCCUGAGUCAAGAUUGUCACCAGGAAUUAACAGAAAGUAAUGAAGAUAUUUCAAGUAUUAAUAAACCUACAGGUAAUCAAAAUGCACAGUCUCCAGGGGAGCCUGUUAUUUUAGACACCAAGGGAGAACAAUGUACCACAACUCAUUCCAUUAACUAUACCAAGUUGGCUGCCGGGCACAAUAUCUCAUGUGAUUCUUUAGGUGUGUCAUCAGGUGCACUACCAGAUUCCUCAUCAUGGAAUAAUUCUUUCCCUGAUGCUCUUGUGAUUUCUUCUACUACAGGGUUCUCCAGGAGAAGCCCUUCAGAUGAAGAUUCAUCUCUGGGAGAAAGAGAAGGAAAAGACAAUGCUAGCAAGAGCCAAAGUGAUCCAUUUGCUGUAUGCCCCUCAGAAAACCAAAAGGACGAUGAUAGUUAUGUGCCUGUCUAUAAUGAAGUGGUUGAUUUUGUCAAAUGCCACUCACACUCUCCUUUCAGGAGUGGAAAGGGGAAAGGAAAAGUAAGACGUCACAUAUCCUGUAUUGAAAAGUUAAGCAAAACAGAAAGUAAAUCAACACCUACAAAUGAUAGCAGUAGCGUCAUUGAGGUGAAUCAGAGCAGUUCCGAAGCUUCCAAGUUUGACACAAUUUAUUGUACCUUGCCAAGAAAACCAGCUAGUUUUCUCACAAAUAAUAGGCAGUCUGAAAGUAAGAUAAUGGCUGCUUCGUUUAGGAAUGGGCCGCUUCCAUUCCAAAUCAAACAUAAUGUGGACGAUCCAAUAGGAAAGCACACAUCAGACGAAGUCAGUCCCAGUUCUCCUGAGUCAAUUAGUGAAUGUGCCAAAGUCAUUUCAAACUCAGUUCCAGUAGCAGCUGAAGCCAUGGAAAGGAUGACAAAUAUGAAAAUCAUGAAAUCUUCUGUGAGAAAAGGACCACUUCCGUUCCUUAUCAAGAGGACUAUGUCAUGUCCUUCAGGAGAUCCAUGUGCCUCAAAUGGAAGGGAUGAAAGAAAAAAAUCAGCAGUCUCAGACACGAGUGCUUUUGCCAUAACACCAAGGCCUAGGGAGAGGAACAUUAACCCUCUGGAAAGUGACUCCUCUGUUAGAGACUGUUAUUUAACCAAAAGAUACCACCAAAAGGAAUACGCUCAAGAAUGCACUGAAAAGGAUGGCAAAAUUGCUGCCUCCAGGACAAGUGUAUUUUCUCUUUCAAACAAAGACUCUGUACCUUUUGGUUCAGAUCUGUCAGGAAAAGAAAGUGGGAAAACAGUACAUAAAUUUAAGACUACUAGUACGUUUUCUGUUUCUGGUGAUGAAGAUAAUGUAAAAUGUCUUGAGGUGGUUUCAAUAUAUUACACUCUACCAAGGAAACAGAGCAAAACAUUCUGUAACCUCCUUCAACAGUAUACACAAAGUACUGAUUCACUUACAGAAUCACCUCAAGUGGAGACUGAAACAUUUUGUAAAGCUUUAGAAAAAAACGAACUAAACUAUUCUGUGCAAGAGCAGUCAGGAACACCUUUAUCUGAAAAUCUAAAGAUGCUGGUUAACUCUGCUCAGAAGAAUAGCCGUUGUCUUCCUCAUACCACUGAGAAUAUGACCAUCUUGCAGUUACCAAGUAGAAGACCCUCAGAGUCUACAUUACAGGAAAUGGUUUCUGUUGAGGCAGAUGUUUCUCCUCAUAAAGGAGAAUCUAAAACUACAGAGAUUUUCCCAGAUAAUUUAGCUAAAACUCCUCUGGAUGAUUCACAAAGCAGGAAAGAGAGAGGAAUCAAGUUGCAAAGUGAAACUCUGCAUACCUCAUUGAUGCUUCAAGAAAAAAAUGGUACAGAAGAAAAGUAUGAAAAUUGUCAACAAUUUAUUAAUUCAGGUAACAGUGGUUCUUCUAGUCUACCAGCCCAUUCAGAAGAUCAUAUUGAAAAUUUCCAAACCAAAAGAAGUUCCGGGGUGUGUGCAGGUAGUGAAAUAGUUGCUACAUUCACUGGAAAUGGAAAGUGUCCUCAGAAAGAUCACACAGCCAGAGCUGUAGAUAAUGGCAUCAGUGGAUCACAGUGUAGGGAAGUCAAAGGGGAAAUCAGAAUAGAUUGCCAAAAAAUGACUGAGAAAACACUUUCUGACUCAGAAAACCAAGUCUUUGCUCUUAUUCCAGCAUUGCAUAAACUACAGCUUGUUGAAGAGACUCAUUCAGGGGACACAGAUUUAGAGAGCUUGCAGACUGAACCCAGAGGAUCACCUCAAAGAAGUGAGGAGGUAAAUAUGACAGAGAACAGGAAGGCUAAAGAUGAAAUGCAGAAGUUUGCAUGGGAUCCACCUUUACUUCCUGGGGGAAAUAAUAAAAAUGAAACCAACCUGGAUGACCUAGAAAAAGAGGAAGACAGAUCUUCAGUUAAACACAGAUGGCUAACCAAGUCUACAGCAAUCAGAAAAUUCCCAGCUAAAGAGUUAAGUCCCAGAAGACAUGUAGCUACUAUCAUCCCCCAAAGUGGGAGCAGGUCUGGCUUUGGCUGUUUAUCUCUCGGCACACUGGAGUGCAACCCACUGUCCCCUGAGCCUACUACAAAGUCCUCAGAAUCCAUAGGUGAAAGCAGGUCAAGUAAUGAUGGAAUGAAUGUGGAGAAAUCUGAGAACCUUCUCCAGGUUACUGUAAUAUCCAACAGAGAACCUUCUAUACGCUCCAGCAAUCAGAAGUCUGACAGCAUUUCACAACUACAUCAGAAUGGGUUUAAUAAUGUCUCAGAAUCACCACCAAAGCAUGAGAAUUCUAAAGACAUAACAGCUCAGAUUUUGGAAAGAGAGUCAGGAGCCCCGGACCAGCUCAAAUUCACCAGCCUCAGGGAAGCAGACUUCUCCGACCAUCACAGGAGGCUGAGCUCUCCUUUUCCACUGGAGCCUGCACAGAAAUCUACACUCAGUAUCCCUCUAGCCAGUUGUCAGCAGCAGCAAAGGAACGCUUCAUCCCUGGAGUGGGAACCUGAGUCACACCUCUAUCGUUCAAAGAGUUUAAAAAGCAUCAAUGUGCACGGUGAUCUGCUACACAAAAGUCAUCCUCCAAAAGUCAGGGAGCGCCAUUUUUCUGAAAGCACUUCUAUUGACAAUACCCUGAGUCGACUGACCCUUGGGAAUGAAUUCUCUGUCAACGAUGGGUACAGUCGAAGAUUCAAAUCAUUUUCUGAAUUUCCUUCCUGUGAUGAAAAUGAAAGUUGGACUUUGUAUAGCAGCAGGACAAAAACAGGUCCCAAGUCUGCAUCAUCUAUAUCCAGACCUAUCGACUACGGUAUUUUCGGGAAAGAACAACAGUUGGCUUUCUUGGAGAAUGUAAAGAGGUCACUCACACAAGGAAGAUUAUGGAAACCAAGUUUUCUUAAGAACCCUGGCUUCCUGAAAGAUGAUGUGAUUAACCCUCCCAACCCAUCAGAGUUGUUAAGCUCAAAUUCUCCUAGUGGUCAGAUGCCCGAAGAUGGCUUAUCUCCAAAUAAACCACUUAAUAUCUAUGAGGAGGACCCAGUGGACUCAGAUUGUGACACAGACACAACCACAGAUGAUGAAUACUACCUGGAUGAAAAGGACAAAGAGUCAGAACUGUGAGGCUUUUUUAAUAAAAUGCAUAACCUUUUCGCCAAAAGCUUGUCAUGGAAAGGAAGUGUAAAUGUGUGUGUCCAUGGGAAAGGCAAAUAUAAAAGGUCUAGUCUGGGCAGUGCCUGCUCUCAAACAGCCCAGAUUUCCUUUUUUCCCUCUAUAUGCUAUAUAUAUACUUCCUGAAUUCC
Galeopterus variegatus (Sunda flying lemur) is the source of this 6200-nucleotide messenger RNA. It is a transcript of the gene EXPH5, whose product is annotated as exophilin 5. Gene Ontology annotation, biological process: positive regulation of exocytosis; positive regulation of protein secretion; multivesicular body sorting pathway. Gene Ontology annotation, molecular function: small GTPase binding. The coding region runs from base 1 to 6021 and encodes 2006 amino acids. The transcript is spliced from 6 exons. Gene Ontology annotation, cellular component: endosome. The record is from RefSeq and is a predicted model, not a curated record. NCBI's taxonomy places the organism in Eukaryota, Metazoa, Chordata, Mammalia, Dermoptera, Cynocephalidae.